This is a messenger RNA of Moneuplotes crassus, 1590 nucleotides long. The record is from the annotation of a GenBank genome assembly. Lineage: Eukaryota; Ciliophora; Spirotrichea; Euplotida; Euplotidae.
CAGAGAAAAGUCCAGGCUACAAAGGAGGAUCCUUCUAAGGCAUCGCAUGAGGAGGCUCAGAAGCAAAACAUGAAUAAAUAAGAUUUCUAAAACUUUGAUUAUGCAAGUCGGUAGUAAGAUCCUCUCAUUCGUUAUCAAUGUGCUCACAGCUAGGAUUGUCAAUAAGGAUUUAUACGGAUAUGCUAAUGUAACACUCCAGUUUUACUAUGCCUUCAUUCUGUUCUUCCUCAAGGAAUGUGUCAGAAAAUGUCUUCAGAAAGAAGUUGAUAUGGAAAAGUACACUUCAAAGCAAAGAGUUCGAGGGGCUUUGAACAUAGUUACCACUUGCUUUGGAAUUAACGUCAUACUGGCAUUUGCUACCUUUUGGUUAACCUACACUUGGUAUAAAAUCCCAGGGCUUGAUAAUACAGAAUUCAUUCUAAGCGUGUUCCUUUAUCUUUUUGCAUCAAUUUUUGAAACUCUCUGUGAGCCAAGCGUCACCAUAAUGCUAGAUAAGCUAGAGGUAGACUCAAAAGUAUUUGUAGAAGGGACCUCCUUGUUUCUGAGAGGAGUCAUUCUGUACCUUCUUCUGUUCCUAAAUCUUGGACUGGUGGCAUUUGGGCUUGCACAUAUGAUCUACACAUUGAUCAUGCUUGCUCUAUAUCUUUAUAAAGUAUCUUCUCUGAAGCUCAACAAAGAGAGCUACAAUCUCUAUACAAUUGAAAAAGUAAAACUGGAGAAAGAGUCAGUCCUGUAUUUAGACACCCACAAAUCUCAGCUCUCACAGAUGUCUCUGAUAGGAUUCUUCAGAUUUAUCCUUUCAGAAGGGGAGAAUUUGGUCCUCAAUAUGACAAGCAACCUUACAAUGGAACAGCAAGGAGAGUAUUCCUUGAUUGCUAAUCUGUGUUCGAUCAUCUGAAGGUUCUUAUUUAAGCCAAUCGAAGAACUGGCUUAUAAUAUCUUUGGAAAAGAAUCUCUGAAAGACACACAUAUUGAAUACAUGUCCAUGCUCCUGAGACAUUUGUUCUUCCUCGGAAUUGCGAUUGUGUCGUUCACACAAAACUUCGCGUUCUCAGGACUCUUUGUGCUUUACAAAGAACAGUGGACUAAUGAUUCAACUGUCUCUAUUCUCCAAGCAUAUGGAAUUUAUAUUCUCUGAAUGGCGAUCAAUGGAGUCACCGAGGCCUUUGUAAUGGCCAAGAGUAACAAAGCUCAGUUACAGAAACUCCAAAUAACUAUGACGGUUAGUAGCUGCCUUUUCAUCCUUGCAAUGUUCUUAUUCAUCCAAGCGGGGCCUACAGGAGUUGUCUAUGCUAAUAUUUGAAAUAUGAUUUGAAGAAUUAUCACAAAUAUUGUACUGAUCAAGAGCAUUUGCACAACCCAGGAAGACUUCAACUCAUUGCUAAAGAGUUCGAUUCCUAACCCGAAAGUCAUACUGGUGUUUAUAGUCACCUUCGUAAUUUGUUACUGGAGUAGGAUGAAGUACGAAGGAGUAAACAAUUUCAUGCAUCUAGCCAUUGGAGCUCUUAAUGCUGGACUCUGUUUGCUCGCUCACAUCCUGUGUGAAUUUGAUUGGCGGAAAUAUCUUAAGAGUUAAAGAUCAAUCUUAUA